AUGCUGACUAUGUUGUUGUUUCAGGAGGACAAAAAAUGUUUCAUAUGUGACUCCGAGGAUCCCUUCCAUGAUACUCUCAAUCCUGACAGUCAUCGCAUUGAAAACGUCGUCACCACAUUCGCUCCAAAUCGCCUGAAGCUCUGGUGGCAGUCAGAAAAUGGUUUGGAAAAUGUGACUAUCCAGCUGAACCUGGAGGCUGAGUUUCAUUUCACUCAUCUCAUUAUGACCUUCAAGACAUUCCGUCCUGCUGCAAUGUUGAUAGAAAGAUCGUCUGAUUUUGGAAAAACAUGGCAAGUAUAUAGAUAUUUUGCAUACGACUGUGAGAGCUCAUUUCCUGGGAUUUCAACUGGACCCAUGAAAAAAGUGGAUGAUAUCAUUUGUGAUUCCCGAUACUCCGACAUUGAACCUUCAACUGAGGGAGAGGUAAUAUAUCGUGUUUUAGAUCCUGCUUUUCGAAUUGAAGAUCCAUACAGUCCACGGAUCCAAAACCUAUUAAAGAUCACGAAUCUGAGAGUCAAAUUCAUCAAGCUGCACACGCUGGGAGAUAAUCUCUUGGACUCGAGGAUGGAGAUCAGAGAGAAGUACUACUAUGCCAUCUACGACAUGGUGGUUCGUGGGAACUGUUUCUGCUAUGGACACGCCAGUGAGUGUGCGCCAGUGGAUGGUUUUAAUGAAGAAGUGGAAGGAAUGGUCCAUGGGCACUGCAUGUGCAGACAUAAUACCAAAGGGUUAAACUGUGAGCAGUGUUUGGAUUUCUACCAUGACUUACCCUGGCGACCCGCUGAAGGCCGCAAUAGUAACGCAUGCAAAAAGUGCAACUGCAAUGGCCACUCCAGCCAGUGCCACUUUGACAUGGCUGUGUACAUGACGACGGGGAAUACCAGCGGGGGAGUGUGUGACGACUGCCAGCACAACACUGUAGGACGCAACUGCGAGCAGUGCAAGCCAUUCUACUUCCAGCACCCAGAGAGAGAUCUGCGGGACCCCGACGUCUGUGAGCCUUGCGACUGUGACCCAGCUGGCUCACAAAAUGGUGGCAUCUGCGAUCGCUACACUGAUUUCUCCACUGGCCUCAUUGCCGGGCAGUGCCGUUGUAAAUUAUUUGUCGAAGGGGAGCGUUGUGACAUCUGCAAAGAAGGUUUCUAUGGCUUGAGUGCCGAUGACCCAGUGGGUUGUCAGUCUUGUGCGUGUAAUCCUCUGGGUACCCAUCCCGGGGGCAAUCCUUGUGAUUCGGAGACAGGAAACUGCUAUUGUAAGCGCCUGGUGACAGGAAGGCAGUGCGAUCUCUGCCUGCCUGAGCACUGGGGCCUGAGCAAUGACAUGGAUGGAUGUCGGGCGUGCGACUGUGACCAGGGAGGAGCGCUGAACAACAACUGCUCGAGUCAAUCUGGCCAAUGCGAAUGCCGGCCCCACAUGUUUGGACGGCAGUGCAACCAGGUGGAGCCUGGCUAUUACUUCAUUUCGCUCGAUCACUACAUCUACGAGGCAGAAGAAGCCAGCUUGGGUCCCGGAGUAAACAUAAUAGAGCGCCAGUACACACCGGACCGCACACCGUCGUGGACAGGAAUAGGAUUUGUAAGGGUCCCUGAGGGGGCAUACCUGGAAUUCUACAUCGACAACAUCCCUUACUCCAUGGAGUAUGAUAUUGUGAUUCGCUAUGAGCCACAGUUGCCGGAUCAGUGGGAAAAAGCUGUGAUCAGUGUCUCGCGCCCAGGCAAGAUUCCCACGGGUAGCCGGUGUGGCAAUACAGUUCCUGAUGAUGAUAAUCAGGUCAUCUCGCUGUCACCUGGCUCGAGAUACGUUGUUCUCCCGCGGCCUGUCUGCUUUGAGAAGGGGCUGAAUUACACCAUCCGCCUGGAGCUGCCCCAGUACUCCUCGGUGGAUACAGAGACGGAGAGCCCGUACACGCUCAUUGACUCUCUUGUUCUCAUGCCAUACUGCAAAUCGCUGGACAUAUUCACAGUGGGAGGCUCAGGCGAAGACGUGAUCACAAACAGUGCUUGGGAAACUUUCCAAAGAUACCGGUGUCUGGAAAACAGCAGGAGUGUUGUGAAAACCCCCAUGACAGACGUCUGCAAGAACAUCAUAUUCAGCAUUUCUGCGCUGUUACACGAGACUGCGUUAUCAUGCCAGUGUGACCCCCAGGGCUCCCUGAGUUCAGUGUGCGACCCCAGCGGAGGACAGUGCCAGUGUCGUCCCAACGUUGUUGGAAGACAGUGCGACAGAUGUGCCCCUGGCACCUUUGGGUUCGGGCCGAGCGGAUGCCGACCGUGUGAGUGUCACGUCCGAGGCUCUUACAACGCCUUCUGCGAUGCGGAGACGGGCCAGUGCCACUGCUUCCCCGGGGUGUACGGGCGGCAGUGCGACCGCUGCCUGCCUGGCUUCUGGGGCUUCCCUAGCUGCCAGCCCUGCCACUGCAAUGGCCACGCCGACGACUGCAGCCCCUACACCGGGGAGUGCCUGAGCUGCCGGGACCACACGGCAGGGCACAACUGCGAGAGGUGCCAGGCUGGCUACUAUGGAGACCCUAUCCUGGGAUCAGGCGACCACUGCCGCCCCUGCCCUUGCCCUGAUGGCCCCGAGAGCGGACGCCAGUUUGCCAGCAGCUGUUACCAGGACCCGGUCACACUGCAAGUCAUGUGUGUCUGUAGCGUGGGAUACAUAGGCAGUCGAUGUGAUGAAUGUGCGUCUGGCUUCUUUGGGAGCCCCGACGAGGUUGGCGGCGCCUGCCAGCCCUGCCAGUGCAACAACAACAUCGACACCACUGACCCAGAGGCCUGCGACAAGAAGACGGGAACGUGCGUGAAGUGCCUGUACCACACAGAGGGCGAAAACUGCCACCUCUGCAAAGAGGGCUACUAUGGGAGUGCCCUGCAGCAGGACUGCAGAA
Molecule: messenger RNA, 2890 nt
Organism: Balearica regulorum gibbericeps (East African grey crowned-crane)
Lineage: Eukaryota; Metazoa; Chordata; Aves; Gruiformes; Gruidae
Source: RefSeq, a predicted model, not a curated record